AAAGUUUAGGCUGCCAUUCCAUUGACGCCUCGCCCCUGAUGAAGGCCCCGUUUCCCCACCGCAAACGCAGCUUCCCCUCCUACCUUUUCACCAUCUCCUUCGUCAUCUUUGUCAUCUUCCUCUACGGCGAGGACUUCACAUGCAUCCUGAGCUCUCCGUUCCUGGGUUCCCAGCACGCGGAGGUUCAUCCGAGGCCGCGGCAGCAACAGCUACGGCAGAAGCAAGGUCUGCUAAGAGAGAAGGAUGAGGCGGUGGCGUUCGCGGUGGGGAAGACGGCGGAGGGGUGCGACGUCUUCGAGGGGGAGUGGGUGUACGACGAGGUGUCGAGGCCCCAGUACGCCGAGGAGGAGUGCCCCUACAUCCAGCCCCAGCUCACGUGCCAGGCUCACGGCCGGCCCGACGCCGGCUACCAGCACUGGAGGUGGCAGCCGCACGGCUGCAUUCUCCCCAGCUUUAAUGCCACGCUGACACUGGAAAUGCUCCGAGGCAAGCGGAUGCUGUUCGUCGGCGAUUCCUUGAACCGCGGCCAGUUCGUGUCGAUGGUGUGCCUGCUGCACCGAGUCAUCCCAGAGAACGCCAAGUCCAUGGAAACGUUCGAUUCCCUCACCGUCUUCACCGCUAAGGACUACAAUGCAACUAUCGAAUUCUACUGGGCUCCGUUUUUGGUGGAAUCCAAUUCGGACAAUGCCGUCGUUCACAGAAUCACUGAGAGGAUCGUUCGAGCAGGGUCCAUCAUGAAGCAUGCUCGGUACUGGAAGGGAGCUGACAUCGUCGUCUUCAACACCUAUCUUUGGUGGAUGACGGGCCAAAAGAUGAAGAUUCUGCGAGGGUCCUUCGACGCUGACCCCAAGAACAUCACUGAGAUGGUGACAGAGGACGCAUACAGACUGGCGUUAGGGAGAAUGAUGAAAUGGGUCGAGAAGCACAUGGAUCCUCACACAGCCAGAGUGUUCUUCGCCACCAUGUCACCUUCUCAUGAAAGUAGCAAGGAGUGGGGAGGUGACCCUGAUGGGAACUGCUACAACGAGACGACACCGAUCAAGGAUCCGACAUACUGGGGAAGCACCAGCAAGAGCAUGAUGCAGGUCAUUGGAGACGUGUUCGGAGCCACUAAAGUGCCAAUUACGCUGCUGAACAUUACCCAGCUGUCGGAGUACCGCAAAGAUGCUCACACACAGAUCUACAAGAAGCAGUGGAGCCCGUUGACGCCGGAGCAGCUAGCGAACCCCAGAAGCUACGCAGAUUGUAACCACUGGUGCUUGCCUGGCCUUCAGGACACUUGGAACGAGCUAUUGUACGCCAAGCUCUUCUUCCCAUAGCAGAGAAAAGCUGGGGAAGGCCCCAGCUAAAAAAGCAUGAAGCAUCACCUGUGUGGUACAGAAAUUUAUUGUCGUUCGUACGCCUUUUCCUUGGCUUUUCAUUCCAAACUACUACAGAUUAGGCCACAGAGAAAUGCUUUACCUAGAAACA
Messenger RNA from Musa acuminata subsp. malaccensis (wild Malaysian banana), 1470 nucleotides. Its product is annotated as probable xylan O-acetyltransferase 10. Gene Ontology annotation, cellular component: Golgi apparatus. Lineage: Eukaryota; Viridiplantae; Streptophyta; Magnoliopsida; Zingiberales; Musaceae. The record is from RefSeq and is a predicted model, not a curated record. Gene Ontology annotation, molecular function: O-acetyltransferase activity.